This is a messenger RNA of Macadamia integrifolia, 1723 nucleotides long. RefSeq names its product E3 ubiquitin-protein ligase ATL4-like. The record is from RefSeq and is a predicted model, not a curated record. Bases 179 to 1297 code for a protein of 372 amino acids. Lineage: Eukaryota; Viridiplantae; Streptophyta; Magnoliopsida; Proteales; Proteaceae. The transcript has a single exon.
AGACACCAAUUUAAACCCACGUCUUCUUCUCCUGUCUCCACUGAAUUUCUCUCUCUCUGUCUAAUCUUAUAGUCUUCUUAUUCUCUCUCUGUCACUAAAACUGGAAAACUCUAAUACCUAACCGUCUCACUUUCUGUCACACAGUUAAAUAGAAAAAGAAAAAGAGAGAGUGACAAAUAUGAGAAGAAGGCUGGAUCUCUUGCCGGAGCCACCGCCUCGGCCAUUACCGGCCGUCGUUGGAGGUGGAAUUGCAGAGACUAUUGGUGGUGGUGGUGGUGGUGGUGGAGGUGGUGCUACUUCUUCGUCAUCAUCGAAAGGUAAUCUGACUCCAAGCCUUCUCAUCAUCGGUUUCAUCCUGAUUGCCGUGUUACUCUUCUCCAUCAUACUCCACCUCCUCCUCCGCUACCUGAACGGCUAUUGCUGCAGCAGCAGCUCCUCCCCUGAAGAUCACGACAUGGCCUCUGAUCACGCACAUCACUCUCACCGCAUCUCCAGCAGACGCGUAUCUCCCGAGUAUCAAUCCUUGAUUGACUCACUCCCUCUCUUCUCUUUCGACUCAGUCACCGGACUCAAAACCUCUUCCGCCGUCGACUGCGCCGUCUGUUUAUCCAAAUUCGAGCCGCACGAUAGUCUCCGGUUACUUCCUCUAUGUUGUCACGCUUUCCAUGCUCAUUGCAUCGACACGUGGCUCGCAUCCAGCCAUACUUGCCCUCUCUGCCGCUCAACCAUCCACGUGGACGAAUCGGACGAAAUGGCGAAGCUCUCUUCUUCGUCGGCCGCCGGCAAUAGUUUCCGGUUAGAGAUUGGGAGCUUCAGUCGACAGAGAGUUGCUGCCGAUUCCAGUGGUCUUCCCAGCACCCGUAGGUCUUACUCCAUGGGAUCGUUCGAGUACGUGGUGGAAGAAAACUCCGAGGUGGUGGUGGAGCCUAUGCACAGACGAGGAGUUUCUGAUUACAAUCUUGGACGGAAGGAAAAAGACGGCGAGGAUUCUCCGGCGCCAAAUGUGCCGGAUCCUCAGCCGCAGGGAGCUCAGGUGGCGGCGGAUGUGGCCGGCGGCGGGAGGUCGUGGUUGAAGGAUUACGUGGACAGAUUGGCUUCGUCGGCUUCGUCUUCGUUCUCAUCUCGUACUCUGUCAUUCCGAUUUUCAGGGAGAACAUUCACCGGAAGCAGUCGCCGUAGCGACGGUGCCGCUGCCGCUGCCGUUACCGGUGCUGGGGAAACGGGGAAUUGGGAUUUGGAAGGAAACUGGAUCAGCGAAGAAAUGGGUAGCUUCUUUCGGUGGUUGUCCGGCAUAUGACAGGCAAUUUGGGUCAUAGUUGGGGCAGUUUUGUCAACAAGAAAUAGCCUUUACUUGUAGAAAAUUAGAAUUUUGGGGAACUGGGCAUAUAAAGGUGAAGAUAGAAGCAAGGAAGGAAAAGAAAUUAUGAAGAUGCCCUUUAAUUCUUGGAGGGUUGAUCUCACUUCAAAGAAAUGGAAAGCAGAUUUGUUGUUGAGCUAUAAAAGUCAAACAGAUGAGAUUUUCAAUUUCAGCAAACUUGGGAUUCUGCUUUUUUUUCAUCUUUAAUUUUUUUCAAUUAAAGAUCCAGAAAGAUAAUAUUGACAUUUUGAUCUUGAAUGAAUGAAGUUGCAGGUGGGUGGGGAUUUCUGCUUCCCUGUGUCCCAAGAGAGGGAGAGAAUUUAUGAGUCUUGUGACUAGUGAUAAAAACUGUUUAUUAAAUGUCCA